This is a messenger RNA of Leptosia nina, 870 nucleotides long. Lineage: Eukaryota; Metazoa; Arthropoda; Insecta; Lepidoptera; Pieridae. The record is from the annotation of a GenBank genome assembly.
AUGAAGUCGUUCUUGGUAAUCCUGGCUAUCGUCGCUGGUGCCGUAGCUUACCCCAUGAGCUACGAGCCCAUACAACUGGACUACCAUGAAAAAGUGGGCAUUCCUAUGGUAGAUUACCUUCGCAGCGCGGAGGGGGCAACCGACUUCGAUGGCGCAAGGAUCGUUGGCGGGCAGCCCGUGCAAAUCGACUCUCAUCCGCAUAUCGCUGGUCUGCUUAUCGCCUUGACAAAUGGCCUGACUUCAAUGUGUGGUUCCUCAAUUCUAUCAAACACUAAAGUCGUGACAGCCGCCCACUGCUGGAGGACCCAAAGUGUACAGGGUCGUUCUGUGACUGUCGUGCUUGGUUCUUCCCGACUCACUUCUGGAGGUACCAGAGUCACCACCGCCAACGUCCAGAUGCACUCGGGCUACAACACGGAUCUGUUUAACAACGAUAUCGCCAUCAUUACUAUGCCACACGUAGGGUUUAACAACAACAUUCGCGCGAUUUCUCUGCCUUCUGGCCUAUUGUUGAGCAUGAACUUCGAGGGUAUCCUCGCCACCGCUGUUGGCUACGGAAGGCUUCAAGACGGUGGCCAGAACAGCAACGACGCUCUACACCGUGUGACCCUGACGGUCAUUGAGAACUGGAUGUGUACCAACAUCUAUGGACCUGAACGUAUCAUCUCCUCUACUCUCUGUACAAGCGGCCAAGGCCGUGUCGGACCUUGUCAAGGGGACUCUGGUGGUCCACUUGAGCUCUCUUUUCAAGGCACGCGAUACUUGAUCGGUGUGACAUCGUUCGUUGCUGCUCGCGGUUGCCAGGCUGGUCUACCAGCCGGUUUCGCUCGAGUCACCUCCUUCGCUAGCUGGAUUAGAGCACGUCUCUAA